GGAAGUGAAACUAACACAUUCACUGUGACUGAAGAGCGAAAUGGAGCUUAAUCAGCUGGACCCAGAAACUUUCUCCUGUUCCAUCUGCCUGGAUCUACUGAAGGAUCCGGUCGCUAUUCCCUGUGGACACAGCUACUGUAUGAACUGUAUUAAAAACUUCUGGGAUGGAGGUGAGAAGAAGAAAAUCUACCACUGUCCUCAGUGCAGGAAAACCUUCACACAGAGGCCUGACCUGGUGAAAAACACCAUGCUAGCAGCUUUAGUGGAGCAGCUGAAGAAGACUGGACUCCAAGCUGCUCCUGCUGAUCACCGCUAUGCUGGACCUGAAGAUGUGGCCUGUGAUUUCUGCACUGGAAGAAAACUGAAAGCCAUCAAGUCCUGUUUAGUCUGUCUGGCCUCUUAUUGUGAGAAACACCUUCAGCCUCAUUAUGAUUCAGCUACAUUUAAGAAACACAAGCUGGUGGAGCCGUCCAAGAACCUCCAGGAGAACAUCUGCUCUCGUCAUAAUAAGGUGAUCGAUAUCUUUUGCUGCACUGAUCAGAAGUGUAUCUGUUAUCUCUGCUCUGUGGAUGAACAUAAAGGCCAUGAAACAGUGUCAGCUGCAGCAGAAAGGACUAAGAGGCAGAGAGAGCUGGAGGAGAGACGAGGAAACAUCCAGCAGAGAAUCCAGGACAGAGAGAAAGAUGUGAAGCUGCUUCCACAGGAGGCGGAGGCCAUCAAUCACUCUGCUGAUAAAACAGUGGAGGUCAGUGAGAAGAUCUUCACUGAGCUGAUCCGUCUCCUCCAGAAAAGAAGCUCUGAGGUGAAGCAGCAGAUCAGAUCCCAGCAGGAAACUGAAGUGAGUCGAGUCAAAGAUGUUCAGGAGAAGCUGGAGCAGGAGAUCACUGAGCUGAAGAGGAAAGACGCUGAGCUGGAGCAGCUCUCACACACAGAGGAUCAUACCCAGUUUCUCCUCAACUACCCCUCACUGCCAGCACUCAGUGAGCCGACACACUCAUCCAGCAUCAACAUCCGUCCUCUGGGACACUUUGAGGACGCGAAAGCAGCUGUGUCAGAGCUCAGAGACAAACUACAGGACGUCCUGAGAGACUCAUGGACAAACAUCUCACUGAUGGUCACUGAGGUGGAUGUUCUACUGUCAGAACCAGAACCAAAGAACAGAGCUGGACUCUUAAGAUAUUCAUGUGAAAUUACUCUGGAUCCAAACACAGCAAACACACAGCUGGUUCUAUCAGAGGGGAACAAGAAGGUAAUAAAGAUGAAUAAACAUCAGUCUUAUUCUAAUCAUCCAGACAGAUUCACUGACUGGGUUCAGGUUCUGAGUAGAGAGAGUCUGACUGGACGUCGUUACUGGGAGGUGGAGUGGAGCGGGUCAUUGGUUUAUGUAUCAGUCGCAUACAAGAACAUCGGAGCAGGAAGUGGGAAUGAAUGUAGAUUUGGAAAUAAUGACAAAUCUUGGGCAUUAGAUUGUUUCAGUUCUAAAUUUGGUCACAACGACAUCUGGACCUCCGUCUCAGGUCCAGUUUCCUCCAGAGUCGGAGUGUACCUGGAUCACACAGCAGGUAUUCUGUCCUUCUACAGCGUCUCUGAAACCAUGACUCUCCUCCACAGAGUCCAGAACAGAUUCACUCAGCCGCUGCUGGCUGGAGUUUUUGCUGGUUAUUUAUCCUCUGCAAAGUUCUUUAAACCCAAAUAGAUUUUUUCUCUGUUGUUGAUCAGAGUUCAUGGUUCUCAUGUCUCUAUUCUGUUUAUCUUUAUUUUUCUGGUUUAAAUGUAUUUCUCUGUGUUCCAGGAGCCAUAAAGGAAAUCACUGCUGAUGUUUUCUUUCUUUCUUAUGACAGAAAUAUUUAUCCAAUGAAAAACUAAAGGUCUCUGGGCUCUAAUAAUUUUGCUUUAAUAUUUAUUCUGAUUUGGAUGUUCUGGUUUCUCUUCAAAAACUGUAAAACCAUAGCAACAAACAACAUAUAUGAUAAUAACAAUUAUGACAUCACUGGAAAGUACAUGGUACAAGCAUUGUGCCUAGUUCUCUUUCAGUCUCCUAAGAUGCAUUUUUCUUCAAAUAUUUUAGAUAUACUUUAUGAAAAAUUCUUGCAAAUAGGCAGAGAUCCACUGUACUCAUUUUACAAGGGCAAAUAUGCACGGAAAACAUUCAUUAGGCAAAAUUAAUUUUAAACAUAAAGACAAUAACCUUUGACAUCUUUGUUUUGCAUCAGUGUCACCAGUCACUGCAGCAUCCAUCAGUUUUUGAGCCUCUUGUCAUCAACCGAAAUACAUAGAAAGGAAAGCAUUUUGUUUGCUGCUGAAAAACGCAGCACACAAGAAGAAUAAAAAACACAUUUCAAAAUCCAACUAUAGCUUUGUUGUCAGUGGAUGUUUGUUGUUAUAAAUAGCCCAGUAAUUGCCCACAGUCGAAGAAGGUGUAGCAUGACUCUAACCACUGUUUCAUGGAGAUUAUUUUGUUGUUAGCAACUAAGGGACUUAAAGGCACUUUGGUCUAAAAGCGUUUGUGGUCAUUGUCUCUGAAAGGUGAUAGUUUAGGAAAGAUAAUAACACCAAAUCCCAAGAGAAAUAGCUGCUUUGUCUCAUCCAGUUUAAAGUCUCAGCACACCAUCCUCAUGGGAAGAGCAGAUGGGCGUUUCCCUCACAGA
This is a messenger RNA of Poecilia latipinna (sailfin molly), 2648 nucleotides long. RefSeq names its product tripartite motif-containing protein 16-like. Gene Ontology annotation, molecular function: protein binding; zinc ion binding. Bases 41 to 1696 code for a protein of 551 amino acids. The transcript has a single exon. Lineage: Eukaryota; Metazoa; Chordata; Actinopteri; Cyprinodontiformes; Poeciliidae. The record is from RefSeq and is a predicted model, not a curated record.